Molecule: messenger RNA, 555 nt
Organism: Archocentrus centrarchus (flier cichlid)
Lineage: Eukaryota; Metazoa; Chordata; Actinopteri; Cichliformes; Cichlidae
Product: homeodomain-interacting protein kinase 1-like
Exons: 3
Coding region: 37-555 (172 amino acids)
Biological process (GO): peptidyl-threonine phosphorylation; peptidyl-serine phosphorylation
Cellular component (GO): nucleus; cytoplasm
Molecular function (GO): ATP binding; protein serine/threonine kinase activity; protein tyrosine kinase activity
Source: RefSeq, a predicted model, not a curated record
UACGGCGUGGUUGUAAAGUGCAUCAGGCUGAGUGACAUGAACACUGUAGCCGUGAAAAUAGUGAAAAAUGAGUACUUCAGAAAUGGGCUGGUGAACAUGGAGGUGGCUGCCCUGCAGAAGUUAAAAAUGCAUAACUCUCACAAAUACAACUUGGUUCAGUUUAACCGAGUCCUUACCAAUCGGCAACAUGUAUAUCUCGAGUUUGAGCUUUUGGACAAAAGCCUUUUUGAACUUAUGAAAGAGAGACAUUUCCAGCCACUUGGUCUAAAGUCAAUUAGACCCAUCGUCCAGCAGAUCGCGAGAGCUCUUAAUCAUAUGAAGUCUGUAGGAAUAAUACAUGCAGACCUCAAGUUAGAAAAUGUGAUGCUUGUCAACCAUCAGCAGGAGCCUUAUAGAGUCAAAGUGAUCGACUUUAGCCUGGCCUGCGACGUCUCAUCUGCCAAAGGGGGCUCACGCAUUCAGUCCCGUCAUACCGGGAGUACCUGGAAACCAAAGGAACUUUUAUUAGAGGCUACUGAUACUCACACAGUCACACACACCUCCAGUGUUUCGUGA